UUUUUUUUUCUCAUCCUCUACCUUUUUUCAUCAUUUCCAUUAAAAUGACUAUAUCACCCCAAGAUAACAACAAUACUACUGCGACUUUAGAUAGUUUCUUGAGUCACCGACCUGAUGCUCAAGAACUAGUGGAUAGGAACAUUAUGAAAGAUCCAAAGUUAGCACCUAGUCUUCAACAACAAGCUGAAGAUUUAGCCAAACAAAAGGUACAAGAUUCUCUUCGGCAUAAAAUUGAUCAUCGUCCUACUCGAGAAGAAUUAAUUGAACAUAAUAUUUUGAAAGAUAGUGAUGUAGCACCCGCUCUUCAAAGACCUCAAGCGGAACUUGAACGAAGUCGACUUGAAGAUAAGUUGGAACACAAAAUCUCUGAUCGUCCCAAACCAUCCACUUUGAUCGAACAAGGCAUUCUUCCCGCUGAUCAAGCACCUCCUCAGUGAUGAUACUAUUGAUAAAUAUUCUUUUUCUUUUUUUUUUAUCAAUUUAUGUUAGUUUAUAUGUUACCACUCUUUUAUUUAUUUAUUCCAUUAUCUCUAUUGAAAUAAAAAUGAUGACUGCUUCAUUACUCGAUAAAA
Molecule: messenger RNA, 572 nt
Organism: Halteromyces radiatus
Lineage: Eukaryota; Fungi; Mucoromycota; Mucoromycetes; Mucorales; Cunninghamellaceae
Exons: 5
Coding region: 45-437 (130 amino acids)
Source: RefSeq, a predicted model, not a curated record